AUGACCGACACAAGCCCCCCUACAGUUCUAUCCAUCUUUGAGAACUUCCGCGACGAGCUGGACGAGCACCAUGAUCGCCGCGAACGAAUCAUCAAGAAAAGCCGCGACAUCACCGCGCUAAGCAAGAAGAUCAUCUUCGCUCUCCAACGAGUACGCGCAACCAACCAACCCCUCCCGCCCAAAAUCGCCCAAGAGAACCAAGUCCGCUUCGACCAAAUCAAUGCUCUCUUCGAAGCCGUCGUCCCAGAACAACUCGGCAUAAACAGCUGGCGCUACCAGCGCCAACUAAGCCCAGGAAUCCAAGAAUUCAUCGAAGCCGUCUCUUUCGACCACUACCUCCGCACCCAGACACUAAUCUCCCACGCCGAAGUCGCCGCCCGCGUGCCCGCCCAAAUCCUCGUCACAGAAGAAGACUACCUGCUGGGUCUAUUCGAUCUAACAGGCGAGAUGAUGCGAUUUGCCGUCCUAUCCCUAAGUUCAGGUAACGCCGCCGCAACGAAGACAGACGAAGCCGCGGUAGAAUCCGAAUCUAAGGCACCGACACUUGCCCCGUCGCAGGGUGAUAUUGUCGUUGAUCUACGGGCUAUGCGGGCACGCUUUGAAGGGCUCAGUGUUCCUCGUCGCCACAAUAUGCUCCGUGAUCUGGCGAAGAAGCUAGAGGUUAUGCAGGCUAGUGUUGAGAAGGUCGAGAGGGCGGCCUAUGGAAUUCUUGUUCGGGGAAGUGAGAGACCUAGUGGGUGGACUCCUGAUCUUUCUGCUGCUGCUGAGGUGGAGAGUCACUAG
This is a messenger RNA of Penicillium antarcticum, 783 nucleotides long. Its product is annotated as translin family protein. Gene Ontology annotation, cellular component: nucleus; cytoplasm. NCBI's taxonomy places the organism in Eukaryota, Fungi, Ascomycota, Eurotiomycetes, Eurotiales, Aspergillaceae. The record is from RefSeq and is a predicted model, not a curated record. Gene Ontology annotation, molecular function: sequence-specific DNA binding; RNA binding; RNA endonuclease activity. The coding region runs from base 1 to 783 and encodes 260 amino acids. The transcript has 2 exons.